Messenger RNA from Colius striatus (speckled mousebird), 2746 nucleotides. RefSeq names its product catechol-O-methyltransferase (gene COMT). Gene Ontology annotation, biological process: dopamine metabolic process; developmental process; catecholamine catabolic process. The record is from RefSeq and is a predicted model, not a curated record. The transcript has 8 exons. Lineage: Eukaryota; Metazoa; Chordata; Aves; Coliiformes; Coliidae. The coding region runs from base 848 to 1642 and encodes 264 amino acids. Gene Ontology annotation, molecular function: magnesium ion binding; catechol O-methyltransferase activity. Gene Ontology annotation, cellular component: dendrite; axon; membrane.
GUGGAGGGCGGCGGCGCCUCGUGAGGGCGGCGGGAGUAAGGGCCCUAGGGUGGCGCGCGGGGCGCCGCGGCGGGGGGCAACGGGACGGCCACCCCGCGCGCAGCCUGAGGGGACGCGGCCGCUCUCCGCCCUCCCCCGCAGCUCCGGCUUCUGGAGCCCGCACCCACCAGAGGCUUCUUUGGAGGGCGGGCAGACUGGCUUUCGCAAAAGUAAAUCGCAUUUGCGUUAAAAUCGGACGCAGUAGAAGGGAAAAAGCCCCCAUACUUUGCCCGACUGGCUUUCUCCCCGAGAUGCCGCUGCAAAAAGGGCUCCGGGAAGACACGAUGGCUGCUCAGCACCUUCACUGCUCAUGAGAGCCCUGUUUUUUCCUCUCUGAAGCUGCACAUCCCGCUGUAACACGCACGCUGGGAGAUGGGCUGUCCCAGCCCCUUCCUAAGGUGCUGCAUGCAGACAGCAAGUUAAAAACCUCUGAGAAGGUGGUUUGAAUAAAAGCCUCUCGCUUCCACGGUGUAUUAUUGCAGCUUGAAACUGAGUCAAUUACUUUCCCUUGGCACCCUUCUUAACUCAUCUGGGAACCAGAAUUAUCCAUAGCUGCCUCUGUGCCACUGAGGCCCAGACCAUGUGAAGCUAAGGUAUCAUCAGCCCUCUGGCUGUGUCUCACAACUGAUGAUAAAACACUGUCCAGUUCCACAGGUGUCUGGCUUACAAGCAAGCUCUGCUGGAUUUUUCUGCAUAUUUGCUGUAUGCUUUUAGGAGCUUUGACAAACUAAUCUUUAGAAUCUUCUGUUAAUAGUUUGUGCUAAACAACUAAUUGAUUGCAAGUGCGGGAAAAACCCAGCAGAAACAGAUGAAGCUUCAGAUGCUGGAGAGCUCUUCACUCCCUUUCUUCAUUGCCUUUGUCCUGCUUUUGCUGCUCUUUGUGGUGCUCAUCAGGAAAAACAGCACUGCUGCCCUUAUCUGGAAUGAAAUAAUCCGAGAGAAAAUAACCAAUUUCAUCAUGAAUCAGAGCAAAGAGCAGAGGAUUUUGAAUUUUGUGCUUCAGAAUGCAGUCCGAGGAGACCCCUGUAGUGUGUUGGACACUAUAGAUAAGUACUGCUCCCAGAAAGAGUGGGCCAUGAAUGUGGGCAACGAGAAAGGUUUAAUUCUAGACAAGACAGUGGAAGAGGCCAACCCCUCAGUUGCACUGGAGCUGGGAACAUACUGUGGCUAUUCAUCAGUUAGGAUUGCUCGUCUGCUGAAGGCAGGAGCUCGUCUUCUCACUGUGGAAUUCAACCCAGAAUUUGCUGCUAUAGCUAAACAGAUUUUGGAAUUUGCUGGAGUACAAGAUAAGGUAAAACUCCUAGAAGGCCCUUCAGAGGAAAUUAUACCCCAGCUGAAGAAAAAAUAUGAAGUGGAUACUCUGGAUUUUGUCUUCUUGGAUCACUGGAAAGACAAAUACACACCAGACACAAUACUGCUUCAGGAAUGCAACUUGCUGAGGAAGGGCUCGGUUCUUCUGGCUGACAAUGUCAUCUUCCCAGGAGCUCCAGAGUUCCUGAACUAUGUCCGCAACAACCCCCGUUUCCAAUGCACUAACUACCCAUCUCAUCUGGAAUACAUGAAAGCGGAGGAUGCUAUGGAAAAGGCUGUGUUUUUGGGAUAAAGAGAGCAAUUAAUACUAAACCUUUGUUUCAAAUGAUGUAAAUGCAACUGCACAAGUUAACUUGUCCAUGCUUUAUAUUUUGGGGUAUUUUUUUGUACUUGGAGUCUGUAAUUAAAGCAAGUGCUAGUGGAGAUCAUUUCAGACCAGAUGGAAACCAAGACUGGGAAUAAGUAGGGUAACUGCUCAAAGGUCCGUUCCACUGUUUCAUAUCAGUCAGCAAACCCCAGGUGAUGCACUUGGCCUUGCCUCAACCAUCAGAUCAUCAAAUAACACAAUCUGUUACAUUGAGCUCAAACCCAAACAACAGGGUUUGGGCUCAGAAUAGGGUGGAGAAAUUCGCUGCAAUUUCUGAAGACGUGUUCCCAAGCUAAUCAGAGAUUAAUUGUUAUCAAGGGUGGAAAAAAGAUGUGUUGCAAGAAAAGACCAUUUCAGAGCCCUUAUUUUGCUAAAUUACUAUGUAACAAUGUGGUGAAGGCUCCUGUUGAGGUUAUCAGAUUAAUUUGCAUAGUUACUACAAAAGUUUAUCAUCCCUAUGCUAGAGAAAAGGGCGUGCACUGAAAGAAGACCAACCCAUGCAGUGAUGAGAAAAUUAACCAGACUUUUGCAGAAGGCAAACAAAAUUAAUCAGCCCAGGGAGAGGCAGGGAAAACUGAAAAAGUAAAUAGAUUAAAAUAAAACCAGUAUGUCAGAUAACAAAAGGAGCAGCCUCUUUCCAAAAGAAAAUAGCUAGUACCAGAGCCAUUAAGAAAAUGCUAUUUAUCUCCUCAUAUUUACUUACAAGCAUUACAGUCUACAUACAUAGUGUGUGCAUUUCAGAGACAGGGCAGGCAACUUACUCUGAAGUGUUGUGUACAUUUAAGAUGUUGUAUCCAAAUGAAGACCAGAGAGAAUGAGUUUUACCAGGCAGGUCCUGCACAUCCUGGUUAACCUCAGUGUCAUUAACACUGCGUGGAUAGUGAGCAUUGUCAGUGAGAAGAUACAGAGCCAAAUCUGAAGUCUUUAACCCACCUGAACCACACAAAAAAUCCACUAGCGUUUCCUGCUGUGAUUAUAUAAUAAGGCAAUGACUGCAUUUAUAAAUAAAAACUAAAAAAACCCAAUAGA